Messenger RNA from Jaculus jaculus (lesser Egyptian jerboa), 3464 nucleotides. RefSeq names its product extracellular leucine rich repeat and fibronectin type III domain containing 1 (gene Elfn1). The record is from RefSeq and is a predicted model, not a curated record. The transcript is spliced from 3 exons. Gene Ontology annotation, cellular component: plasma membrane. NCBI's taxonomy places the organism in Eukaryota, Metazoa, Chordata, Mammalia, Rodentia, Dipodidae. Bases 473 to 3004 code for a protein of 843 amino acids. Gene Ontology annotation, molecular function: protein binding.
UAUAGGAAUUAUCUUGGUUUGCUCUGCCUCUGAAUUGAGUCAACUCUUUUGUAUGCUCGGUGAAUUGCCCAGCUGCUAGCGACGAGCAGAACGGAGGAGCGGAGGAGAGCGUGCCGGGGCCCAAGACUUCCGCACACGCAGUUGGGGGACUGUCAGGCUAAGCUGGAAGAGUCCUGGGGAUCCCCUUCCCAAGUCCUCGCAGAGGCUGGCAGGGGCGAUUUCCACGGAAGGAGCUGAGUGGAGCCUCCAGGACACGCAGGCCCAUGGGAAAGCAAGCCGAGGCCGCCGCAGGACCGGGGCGGACGACGGAGGGUGGUGGGCCGUGAGGGAGACGCCCUCCGUCCCGUGCUAGCGCCAUGCAGCGCGGGACAGGACCCCUCUGAGAGCGCGGCAGCUCCCCGUCCCGCCCCUUCAUCCCUCCGGGAGCUGCUGCCACUCGGGUCUCCAGCCCGUCCCCCGGUGGGCGGGCGGAAUGGAGUCUCCUGCGAGGGCGGUCCUGAUGGCCGGGCACAGGCUGGGUGUGCUGUGGGUGUGUGUGGCGGCCGCCACGCUGCUGCAUGCGGGCGGGCUGGCCCAGGGCGAUUGUUGGCUGAUCGAGGGUGACAAGGGCUUUGUGUGGCUGGCCAUCUGUAGCCAGAACCAGCCGCCCUACGAGGCCAUCCCCCAGCAGAUCAACAACACCAUCGUGGACCUGCGGCUCAACGAGAACCGCAUCCGCAGCGUGCAGUACGCCUCGCUGAGCCGCUUUGGGAACCUCACGUACCUUAACCUCACGAAGAACGAGAUCAGCUACGUCGAGGACGGCGCCUUCUCGGGCCAGUUCAACCUCCAGGUGCUACAGCUGGGUUACAACCGCCUGCGCAACCUCACGGAGGGCAUGCUGCGUGGCCUGAGCAAGCUGGAGUACCUGUACCUGCAGGCCAACCUCAUCGAGGUGGUGAUGGCCAGCGCCUUCUGGGAGUGCCCCAACAUCGUCAACAUCGACCUCUCCAUGAACCGCAUCCAGCAGCUGAGCGGCGGCACCUUCGCGGGGCUGGCCAAGCUCUCGGUGUGCGAGCUCUACAGCAACCCCUUCUACUGCUCCUGCGAGCUCCUGGGCUUCCUGCGCUGGCUGGCCGCCUUCACCAACGCCACGCAGACCCACGACCGCGUGCAGUGUGAGUCGCCGCCCGUCUACGCCGGCUACUUCCUGCUGGGCCAGGGUCGCCACGGCCACCACCGCAGCAUCCUCAGCAAGCUGCAGUCCGUGUGCACCGAGGACUCUUACGCGGCCGAAGCGAUCGGGCCCCGGCUCGUGCCGGGCCGCUCGCAGCCGGGACACUCGCCGCCACCGCCGCCUCCUCCGCCGGAGCCCAGCGACGUGCCCUGUGCUGACGAGGAGUGCUUCUCGGGCGACGGCACCACGCCGCCGGUGGCUGUGACCACCCUGGCCACCCAGGCGGAGGCCCGUCCCCUCAUUAAGGUCAAGCAUCUGACGCAGGACUCGGCCACCCUCACGGUCCAGCUGCCCAGCCCCUUCAACCGCAUGUACACGCUGGAACAUUACAACAACAGCAAGUCCUUCACGGUGUCCAAGCUCACGCAGGCCCAGGAGGAGAUCCGGCUCACCAACCUGUUCACGCUCACCAACUACACCUACUGCGUGGUCUCCACCAGCUCGGGCACACACCACAACCACACCUGCCUCACCAUCUGCCUGCCCAAGCCGCCCGGGCCUCCCGGACCCGUGCCCAGCCCCUCCACGGCCACUCAUUACAUCAUGACCAUCCUGGGCUGCCUCUUCGGCAUGGUGCUGGUGCUGGGCGCCGUGUACUACUGCCUUCGCAAGAGGAGGCGCCAGGAAGAGAAGCACAAGAAAGCCGCCGCGGCCGCCGCGGCCGGCAGCCUGAAGAAAACCAUCAUCGAGCUCAAGUACGGGCCCGAGAUCGAGGCUCCGGGGCUGGCCCCCCUGUCUCAGGGCCCACUGCUGGGCCCCGAGGCCAUGACCCGCAUCCCGUACCUCCCGGCCGCCACCAGCGACAUGGAGCAGUACAAGCUGGUGGAGAGCAGCGAGACGCCCAAGGCCAGCAAGGGGAACUACAUCGAGGUGCGCACGGGGGAGCCCCCGGAACGCAGGGACUGUGAGCUGGGCAGGCAGGGCCCCGACAGCCAGAGCUCCGUGGCCGAGAUCUCCACCAUCGCCAAGGAGGUGGACAAGGUCAACCAGAUCAUUAACAACUGCAUCGACGCGCUCAAGUCCGAGUCCACCUCCUUCCAGGGUGCCAGGUCUGGGGCCGCGUCCGCCGCUGAGCCGCAGCUGGCGCUGCUGUCCGAGCCCCUGGCCGGCAAGCACAGCUUCCUGUCGCCCGUGUACAAGGAUGCCUUCGGUGGCCACGGCGGCCUGCAGCGGCACCACAGCGUGGAGGCCGCCCCCGGUCCCCCUCGGGUCAGCACCUCGUCCGGGGGCUCCACGCGCAGCCCCCGAGCCUUCCGCACCGAGGCCCCCGGCGUGCACAAGGCCGCCGUGGCCACGGAGACCAAGUACAUUGAAAAGAGCUCUCCGGUGCCCGACACCAUCCUCACUGUGACGCCCGCGGCCGCCGUGCUGCGGGCCGAGGCCGACAAGGGUCGCCAAUUCGGCGGCGAGCACCGGCACUCGUACCCGGGGUCCCACCCUGUCGAGCCCCCUGCCCCACCCCCGGCCCCGCCGGCCCACGAGGGCCUGGGUGGCCGCAAGGCGUCCAUCCUGGAGCCGCUGACCCGGCCGCGACCCCGAGACCUGGCCUAUUCGCAGCUGUCCCCGCAGUACCACAACCUGAGCUACUCGUCCAGCCCCGAGUACACCUGCCGCGCGUCCCAGAGCAUCUGGGACCGCCUCAGACUGAGCCGGCGCAGGCACAAGGACGGCGAGGAGUUCAUGGCUGCCGGCCACGCCCUGCGCAAGAAGGUCCAGUUCGCCAAAGACGAGGAUCUGCAUGACAUCCUAGACUACUGGAAAGGCGUGUCCGCCCAGCACAAGUCCUGAGCGCCCCACCCCCCCAAACAACUCCCCGUACCCCAGGCUGGGCAGCCUGCCCAGCGCGUCUUCUCCGAAACUCGUGAUUCUCAUUGGACCAAAAAAAAAAAAAGAAAAAAAAAGAAAAAAAAAAAGGAUACAGGAUCUACCGCAGCUAUCUGUGACUCUCAGAAACUUAACCACAAAAUACAACACGCACGCACAACACCAGGCCAGCCCGGCACACCCAGCCCUGGGCUGUGCAGAGACCGUGUGGAGGGGCCGUGCAUGGCCGUGGCAAGCGGGUAGCCUAAGGUCCGCGUGAACUGUGCUGAUGUGUCCGCUGCCUGGCGCGAGCGACGUACACGCCUACACGUACACAUAAACACACACGCACAUACAGGCACAUACACACAUAAUACACACACACACACACACACACACAUAUGCACACACAUGGGACUUCAGAAAACUGUGUCUUAGGGGUGGG